AUGCCCGGCGGUGAUGACAAAUCCUUCAUCAAAAAAGGCUCUUUAGUUGAAGUGAGAAGUGAUUCAGAUGGGUACAAAGGUGUUUGGUACGUGGCCAAAGUAUUGAAGCCACCAUCACCACCACGAUUGACUCCUUCUCCUCCCAACAAAAGGACUAAAAAUGUUCAUAUAGAGUACCAAACUUUGCUACGUGAUGUUGGCUCUGGAAAGGCAUUAACUGAGUACGUUAACUCCUCUCUUGUGAGGCCUUUGCCUCCAAACGAUGAGCAUGACCUUCAAGUCAAUGAUUUUGUUGAUGCCAUGUCUCUUGAUGGGUGGUGGAUUGGCGUGGUUGUGGAAAUAAACCAGGAGUCAAACAUUUACUCUGUGUACUUUGAGAACCCAUCUCAGUUGCUUCAUUUCAAGCGUCAUGAGUUGAGGCCUCACUGGGAUUGGGAAGGAGGCAAAUGGAUCCGACCCCAAAAGCAGGUGGCCAAGAUCAGCAGUCGGGUUCUGCGCCGUCGGAAGUAUGAAGAACAGUCACCCUGCAGUGGCACUGCUAAUCCUGAAGAAACUGAUAUUCUGAUAGCAAAGAAGAAAGGUCGAGCUGGCUGUUUGAAAAGAAAGAGAGGAGAGCGACAAAAAUCAUCGGCUAAAGGUAAAAAGUGUGAUGAAUCCAGUGAUACUGUUGAUGUACUUGUUUUGAAGGACUAUGAUAGUACUGAUGCUGAAUCACCUAUAAGCACUGGAGAGUCUAAACGUACAAAGCAUGAUGGAGUAGGAGAAGAUGUUGAUAAAUUGUUAUUAAAGUAUCACGAGAUUGAUGAUGGAUUAUCAACAGAAAACAUGGAAGAAUCUAAAGUUAGAAAGCAUGAUGGAGCUGGAAGUUCUGUUAAAAAAUUUGCUUUCAAGGAUCAUGCAAUUGAUGCUGAGUCGGCUAAAAACAUAGGAGAUUUUGAAGGUACAAAGAAUGAUGGAGCUGAAGGUGAUGCUGAUAAUAUGGUUUUAAAGUAUCCUGUGAUUAUUGAUGUUGAAUCACCAACAAAUACAGCAGAAUCUAAAGGUUCUAAAGAUGCAUCAGCAGAAAAAGCAGCUAACAUUUCUGAUACAGGUUGCAGUACGAGAGAAGCCGAGAUGGCCAUUGUACAGUUACCGGGCGACAUGGAUACUGCUGCUAAACCUAUAUCAAUGUGGUUUGAUGAGUUAUGCAAUCGAAAAAUAAUGAUAGACUCAAGGUUUCUCUGUGGUAGGACUAUCAACCAGAACCAGAGGAAUAAGGCUAAAGGAAAACUAACUCAAAUUGUAAAGGAAUCUACCGCAAACGACUCAGCCGGUGACAGAGUAAGAGAUGAGAAUCAGUGCUUCCCUGGUAUGGAUCCUUCAUCAAUGCGGAAAACUUUUUCUGAGUCUGUAGAAGUAUUGGAAACAAUGCCACAGAAGCCUCACUUCCAUCCUUUAAAACAAUGCAAAGAGAUGUUUCUCGAUGGAUUAGCAUUUGGUUACAUGAUAACUUUUGCCAAAGUGGUAAAGCGGACAUCUGAUUUACAAGUCAAUGACCCAAAGAGCAUCUUUGAUAGCAUUUCUGAAACUCUUCAAGACAUAGAAUUGCAUGGCUUUGACGUUCAGCCCAUACGGAAUCGUCUGACUGAGCUGCAGUUAAUGAAAGAUAGACAAGAACAGCUUCAAGAGGUUUCGAAAGAAUUUGAACAUCAGAUCUUAGAACACACUCAUGAGCAAAUGAAAAUCAAUGCAGAGUUUGCUGAAGUUGUUGAAGGAAUGAAGUUAUUAGAAGAAAAGAAGAGAAAGAUUAUGUUACUUAUGCUAGAAAAUGAUUCGAAGAUUACUGAACUGAAAUCAGAUUUGGAUGUUUGUAACCAGGAUAUUCAGAAUGCUCAGCUUGAUUUUGAAAAUGGUGGUGAUGGAGAUGAAUUUGAAGGUGAAGGAGGACUUGUUGGUGGAUUGGCCACUGGUGGUGGUGGAGGGGAAUUCAUUGGUGGAGUAAAUACUGGUGGUGGUGAAGGUGAACUCCUUGGUGGAUUAGAUACUAGCAGUGGUAGGGGUGAUGAACUCGUUGGUGGAUUGGAUGCUAUUAGUGGUGGUGAUAGUGGUCAAGAUGAACUGGUUGGUGGAUUAGACAUAGGUGGAGACGGUGGUGGUGAUGUAGAAGGUGAGGAGGUUAUAGGACGUAGAGAAGAUGGUUGUGAUGAUGGUGGUGGACUAAUGGUGGCAGGUGUUGAAGUUGGCACAGCAGUGGGAGAUGAAUUUGGAGGCGCACAGCAGUAA
Messenger RNA from Pistacia vera, 2262 nucleotides. RefSeq names its product DUF724 domain-containing protein 1-like. The record is from RefSeq and is a predicted model, not a curated record. Lineage: Eukaryota; Viridiplantae; Streptophyta; Magnoliopsida; Sapindales; Anacardiaceae. The coding region runs from base 1 to 2262 and encodes 753 amino acids. The transcript is spliced from 8 exons.